AUGAUACAGCGAUCUCGCUUUUCUUUAGUGCCUCAAACAAGACCUGAAAAUGUUUUCGAUCAGCCCCAACGUUUUAAUGGCGGUCACGGCAGAGGUGUUCCUCGUAUGCCUUUUCGUCAAUCUAGUCGAGGCAUCCCUUUCCAGCCUAUGCCUAGCGACACGCAUUUCAAUCCGUAUGCUGCUCCAUUCGUUCCAGGAGUGGGCGUCGUCCCCAAUCCAGAAGUAGGAAACAAUGUCUCCUCUAUUCCACGAAGCUUUAAUGGUCGCGGAAGACAGCGUCAGUCUGUUGCUAACGUGCAACAAAUGCCUGCUUCAUUUAUACGCGGAGUGCCCCGAGAUGAUAACUUUGGGAACAUCAAGCACCAGUAUCGUAAACCCCAGCAAUAUGGAAUAGCUGGGGUUAACCCAACCCGUGGCAAU
Molecule: messenger RNA, 420 nt
Organism: Strongylus vulgaris
Lineage: Eukaryota; Metazoa; Nematoda; Chromadorea; Rhabditida; Strongylidae
Source: the annotation of a GenBank genome assembly